GGCAGAUGGGUCAUAGAACAAAUUACAAUGCGCACCUGACUGCUCCACAGGCCUGCAAGAAACCCUUCAAAGUAUCUGAAAUGUUAUUUCCUGAUCUUUGGACAGAAUAACCCACAGAUUUACCGCAACAGUGGGACACCCUUUCCUUCUGCGGAACCACAUUCUCCACGGGCGGUGCCAAGGCGCCAAAGUCAGAGACCACACUAGAAAAGGUGACCCUGUCAACUGCAGGCGCGGACGUGUUUCCAGAUGUGUGCGUGCCAUUUGUAAGGAAGAGAAGUGCGCUUCAUCACGUGAAUCUGAAGCUCCUGCUACUUCAGACUCUUAAAAACUCCUCCAACACUUGAAAAUCAGGCCUAUUUCUAAACCGGCGUGAUUACAUGAAAACUAGUGACCUUGCCCUUCCUUUCAUGGCUCACGCCACAAAAAUUAAUUAUCAGUCCCGUUCUGCUUCGUUAGUCUACGUGACCCAAAGCCACACCCGGGUGCCCCCGAGGCCUCGUGCUGCACGGCUUUUCUGUAAGGUCGAGCUCCUGAAAUUCAAUUUGUCAAGAUGAAGUUGUUGUUGCCAGUCACCCUUUUUAUCUUAAUUUCUUUGUGGGUGGAAGAAGCCUAUUCUAAGGAAAAGUCUUCAAAGAAAGGGAAGGGGAAAAAGAAGCAGCACCUGUGCCCCUCCCAGCAGUCGCCGGAGGACCUUGACCGGGUACCACGCAACUCCACCAGCGAUAUCCUCAACAGGAUGUUGGUCAGUUACGACCCCCGGAUAAGACCGAAUUUCAAAGGUGUUCCUGUUGAUGUAGUAGUCAACAUCUUUAUUAAUAGCUUUGGGUCCAUUCAAGAAACCACCAUGGACUACAGAGUGAACAUCUUCCUGAGGCAGAAAUGGAACGACCCCCGGCUGAAGCUCCCCAGUGACUUCCGGGGCUCAGACGCACUCACGGUGGACCCCACGAUGUACAAGUGCUUGUGGAAACCUGAUUUGUUCUUUGCAAAUGAAAAAAGUGCCAAUUUUCAUGACGUGACCCAGGAGAACAUCCUUCUCUUCAUUUUUCGGGAUGGAGACGUCCUUGUCAGCAUGAGGUUGUCCAUCACUCUCUCCUGCCCGCUGGACCUGACUCUGUUUCCCAUGGACACGCAGCGCUGCAAGAUGCAGCUGGAGAGCUUUGGUUACACAACUGAUGAUUUGCGAUUUAUCUGGCAGUCAGGAGAUCCUGUUCAGUUGGAAAAAAUUGCCUUGCCUCAGUUUGAUAUUAAAAAGGAGGACAUUGAAUAUGGCAACUGCACCAAAUAUUACAAAGGCACUGGCUACUACACCUGUGUCGAGGUCAUCUUCACGCUGCGGAGGCAGGUCGGGUUCUACAUGAUGGGGGUCUACGCGCCGACGCUGCUCAUCGUGGUGCUGUCGUGGCUGUCCUUCUGGAUCAACCCUGACGCCAGCGCUGCCAGGGUGCCGCUGGGCAUCUUCUCCGUGCUCAGCUUGGCCUCCGAGUGCACCACGCUGGCCGCCGAGCUCCCCAAAGUGUCCUACGUGAAGGCGCUGGACGUCUGGCUCAUCGCCUGUCUCCUCUUCGGGUUCGCCUCCCUGGUGGAGUACGCGGUCGUCCAGGUGAUGCUGAACAACCCCAAAAGGGUGGAAGCGGAAAAGGCCAGGAUUGCCAAGGCCGAGCAAGCCGAGGGCAAAGGCGGGAAUGCGGCCAAGAAGAACACCGUGAACGGGACCGGGACGCCCGUGCACAUCAGCACGCUGCAGGUUGGUGAGACCAGAUGUAAAAAAGUCUGCACUUCUAAGUCCGAUCUGAGAUCUAAUGACUUCAGCAUUGUUGGAAGCUUACCAAGAGAUUUUGAGCUGUCCAACUAUGACUGCUAUGGAAAACCCAUUGAAGUCAACAACGGCCUUGGAAAGUCCCAAGCAAAGAACAGCAAGAAGCCUCCGCCCGCCAAGCCUGUCAUCCCAACAGCAGCCAAGCGAAUUGAUCUUUAUGCCAGAGCGCUGUUUCCUUUUUGCUUCUUGUUCUUCAACGUUAUAUAUUGGUCUAUAUAUUUGUGAUUGCCCUGUUCCAUUUGUACAAAAUAAAAUCUCAUUUCGGUGUGACCAACCUCAUUCAUAAUUGCCAAUCUGUGAAAACUUUUGCAUUUUCAUAGCAAUAUAUUGCAUUUUGGAUGCCAGUUGCUUAUACUACAAUGUGGCACCUUACUUUGGAAGGCAGCAUGAGCCUUUAAUGUGUGUGCUGUAGUAAUGAUGUACAUAUGUAUAGCAAGCAUAUUGCUUUAAGAAUAAAUAAUGAGCAUACUACGUAAUAUAAAUUAAAACAGUUCUCUUCCAUUAGUGUAAACUGCAAUUACCUCUGAUUAUUCUGCUAAUGAAGUAUUGUGCACGCCGAUUCCUGCUGCAGUCACCUGUCUAAUGUAUUAGUAGUGUGUGGAGCUCCUUCUUUGUAAGCUUCAGAAGAGACACCUUAUUCUUGUAUUAUUUUACAUGGAAUUAUCAAAGAUGAAGCAGAGUCUAUUCAUAGUGCUUAAACUUUGUAAGUAGAAAUAUAUCAGUAAGAAAUUAUGCGGGUUCUGUGGAGAAGUAAAGUCCAGAAAAUUAUUCAUUUGUAAACUCAAAUCGUUAUAUCUCAGUUGUCAAAAUGCCAGCUAAUGAAACACAGUAUGCAUUUUUGAAGCAGAGGGAAAUGUGGACUUCUAUAAAUGCCUACUAAAUUCUGGCUUUGAUAAUACAAAAUUAAAUAAGAUAGAUGCAUCAUUUAAACAGGAUCAAAACCUUAUUGAAUCCACCUUGAAACUUAAGUGUAUUUUUGUGGAUUUCAUUUGUUGGUACAGACUACAAAAAAGCAUUGUGCCUUAAAAAGUUACACAAAUUUUAAAUUGGAAUGUGUUAGUAGAUAUGUUACUUCAGAGCAUUUUAAGGAACCAAGAGGAAAUAAAUCUUAUAUUACUAGAUGUAAUGAAUUGGAAAGAAUAUCCAGUAUCAUUAAAAUUUUAACUUUUCAUUUCACUAAAAUGUUUAUGUGUAUUUAAGAAAAAUU
Octodon degus (degu) is the source of this 3029-nucleotide messenger RNA. It is a transcript of the gene Glrb, whose product is annotated as glycine receptor beta. Gene Ontology annotation, cellular component: postsynaptic membrane; synapse; neuron projection. Gene Ontology annotation, biological process: regulation of membrane potential; nervous system process; signal transduction. The record is from RefSeq and is a predicted model, not a curated record. Bases 554 to 2047 code for a protein of 497 amino acids. Lineage: Eukaryota; Metazoa; Chordata; Mammalia; Rodentia; Octodontidae. Gene Ontology annotation, molecular function: transmembrane signaling receptor activity; neurotransmitter receptor activity; extracellularly glycine-gated chloride channel activity. The transcript has 10 exons.